This is a messenger RNA of Cyprinus carpio (common carp), 2524 nucleotides long. It is a transcript of the gene adgrg2a, whose product is annotated as adhesion G-protein coupled receptor G2-like. The annotation marks the transcript as partial. The record is from RefSeq and is a predicted model, not a curated record. Lineage: Eukaryota; Metazoa; Chordata; Actinopteri; Cypriniformes; Cyprinidae. The transcript is spliced from 12 exons.
AAAGCUGUGGAUAACUUGGGUCUGAAACUUGUGAUUCGGGACCAGACCGAAAACAUCGUAUUUGAUUCACUUGCUUUGACUGUGACCAAAGUUGAUGGGACCAACUUUGGGAAAACAUCAUUCACAAUUGCAGAUCCCUUAAACCCACAGGUCACAAAAGGACUUCAAAGACAAGUCAGAGCAGUGGAAAGUUCCUCCCCCCUGGCCAAAAUAACACUACCUGCAUCUCUGACAGAGAACCUCUCUCCAGAAGAAAAGAAGAUAGCCUCUAGAGUCCAGUUCACCUUCUUUCAGAAAAGUAUAUUUUUUCAGGAUAAAACCCUGAGUCCAGAGAAGCUGAACAGCCACAUUCUAGGCUCUAGUGUGGCUAACCUGUCAAUCAAAAACCUGAGGGAGAAUGUUAUAUUUACUCUGAGGAAUAAACAGCCCGUUGCGGGGAACUAUGUAGCAUCCUGUGUUUUCUGGGACUUUGACAAAAACGGAGGUUUAGGAGGCUGGAAUGGCAACGGCUGCUCUGUGAAAAACAGCAGCACUGAGAACGAAACUGUCUGCAGCUGCAAUCACCUGACAAGCUUUGCUGUACUACUGGACAUUAGCCGGCAAGGCAUAACUGACCGUUUGCAGGCCACCAUUCUUACCUUCAUCACUUAUAUUGGAUGUGGGGUGUCCGCCAUCUUCCUCUCGGUUACUCUGAUCACCUACCUCGCGUUUGAAAAACUCCGCCAUGACAUCCCUUCAAAAAUCUUGAUCCAUUUGUGUUUCGGCCUGCUCUUGCUGAACCUGGUAUUCUUGUUGGACUCAUGGCUGGCGCUGUACAAAGAUGCUGUAGGCCUGUGUAUUUCCACAGCCUUCUUCCUGCACUACUUCCUGUUGGUCUCCUUCACCUGGAUGGGACUGGAGGCUCUGCAUAUGUACCUGGCCAUCGUCAAAGUCUUCAACAACUUCAUGUCCCGAUACAUGCUAAAAUUCUCCCUGGCAGGCUGGGGAAUCCCUUUGGUUGUCGUCAUUAUCGUAAUUGCGAUAAACAAAGAUAACUAUGGCCUCGUAAGCUAUGGGAAAUUUUCUGACGGAACUACAGAUGAAUUUUGUUGGCUGAACAAUAACAUAGCGUUCUAUGUGGCUGUUGUGGCGUACUUCUGCGUCAUAUUUGUGUUGAACCUGGCCAUGUUCGUGGUGGUGAUGAUCCAUCUGAGACGAAUCAAGCGCCGAAACCCUCACAAUAAUCAGUACCACAGCAGCUUGCAUGACCUUCGUAGCAUCGCCGGACUUACUUUCCUGCUCGGGCUUACAUGGGGCUUCGCCUUCUUCGCCUGGGGACCAGUCAAUUUGGCCUUUACGUACCUGUUCGCCAUCUUUAAUUCCCUACAGGGCUUUUUUAUUUUUGUUUUCCACUGCGCUUUGAAGGAAAGUGUCCGUAAACAGUGGAGAAUGUAUCUCUGUUGUGGCAGUUUACGAUUGGCUGAAAAUUCAGAGUGGAGUCGGACAGCCACACAGAGCAACCACACUAAAAAGACUUCGAUCAUGACGGCAGAUUCAGGGUCCCACAGUGUACCACGAAGCUCAGUGAGCAGCGAUGACUCUGUGCCGUCCCAAGGCAUCGGCUCACCGGUGGAUGACAGUGUGAUCAUGUUAGGGGAAGCAAAUGACGACGUGAUCUUCAAUCAGAUGAACAGUCAAAUCCAUUCUUAGAAGAGGAUUAUAAAUGCAGACAGGAAAACAGGUGAAGAAACAGUUUCUAUCAGGCCUGGAAAAAAAAAUUACCACCAAGAUGAGAAACGAAUGACUCAGCUCAAAAUGUCUUUUCUCAUCAGUUAGUCUGAAUCAAUGUUACAUGCAGUAAAGUGAACUUUAUAGCCAGACAUUUUGUUAUUUGUUAUCGAACUGGGCUGCUCACAGCUGAGUAAUGAAUAGCAAGAGCACGUACCUAUGGGAGUCAAUGUGUAAAAAUAUCUCUGUGUACUGAGGAGUUUUGGGGUUUUAAACUCCUAUAUAUUUUCAGCAAACAGUAUUAAAUACCUCUUCUGCAAAAAAUAAAGCUCAGAUGAUGCAAUUGCAUCAGAUGGUACUUAAUAAAGGUUUUAUAAUUGAUAAAGGACUACAUUUAAAAUGAAGGAAAACAUUCUGUCUUAAAAACCAUAUAUAUCUGUCAGACGUGCUUUAGAAAGACUGAGAUAUGUUCUGUUUUCCAUAUAGUUGUUUAUUAGUUUUUUCCACAUUUUACAGUCACUCUCAGUUUUGUAGUUCUUACAUAAAAAUAAUUAAUAUGCUAAUGUAUCUAAAAAUUUGUUAUAUGUAAUCAAAUUUGCUUUCUUUGUACUGUGUAAAACAGAAUUUGUCUGAAAUUAUUUUUAAGUAGUAUAAUGGUUCUGUUUAGCAAAAAAAAAAAAAAAAAAGUAAUAUGAUUUAUCAUGUUUUUAUAUAUUUUUUAACAAUUAUGUAGUUUUAUGAAUUUAUGAUAAUUUCACAUUUUAGGCAGAGUUGGGAAUCAGAGAUUCUAACAUAAUAAAUAAUUUAUUACACCUUU